UUCUGUUGACCAAUGGAAAAGGAGGAGCUUCUGUUUUCUUUCCUCUGCUUUUUCUCUUCUCUAUAUAUUCCAAUUUCUUCAUAACUGAAAACCCACAUCUCAUCUCUCUGCAUUCUUCUUCAUCUUCAACAGCAACAUCUCUGCCUCUAAUUUUCUUCUUCCUUCUAAAGAUUUUUGGAUUAAAAUGGCAUUUGAAGAUCACUCAAUUGAGCAAAAAUAUGAUACUCUGCUCUUUGAUGUGGAUGAUACCCUUUAUCCCUUGAGUACUGGUUUCUCAAAGGAAUGCACAAAAAAUAUUCAAGAGUACAUGGUUCAGAAUCUUGGUAUUGAAGAAAACAAAGCCUAUCAAUUGAAUCAAGAAUUGUACAGGAGCUAUGGAACAUCAAUGGCAGGUCUCAAGGCCAUUGGUUAUGACUUUGACAAUGAUGACUAUCACAGCUAUGUUCAUGGGAGAUUACCAUAUGAUAAUCUGAAGCCUGAUCAUGUUUUAAGGAGUCUUUUGUUCAGCUUGCCUCUUAGAAAAGUUAUAUUCUCAAAUGCUGAUAAAGUCCAUGUAGCUAAGACUCUGAGAAAGCUUGGAUUGGAGGAUUGCUUUGAGAGGAUUAUAUGCUUUGAGACUCUUAAUCCCAAUGACAACACCAACGACAAUGCCAAUAAUUACGAAAAUGACCUUAAAAUUGGAGGUCAUUCCUGUCAUUUUGAUUUUGGUUCAGUACUUCCUAAAACUCCAGUUUUAUGCAAACCAUCUGAAGAAGCAUUUGAGCAUGCCAUUAAGUUGGCUAACAUUAAUCCUCAAAGAACAGUGUUCUUUGAUGAUAGUAUCCGAAAUAUUCAGACAGGGAAGCAAAUGGGACUGACAACUGUUCUGGUUGGCAAAUCCAAUAGAGUUUCAGGGGCUGAUUAUGUGCUUGAGAGCAUCCACAAUAUGAAAGAAGCAUUGCCAGAACUAUGGGAAGCAACUGACAAUUCAAAAUCUACAGAGUAUGGUACUGGAAAAGUUGCAAUUGAGACAUCUGUCACAGCUUAGCUUGAUUACUGUUUUCUAUUUGGGAGUUUGUAGUUACCUGUGCAGGGACAUUUUGUAUCCCAUUUUUAUGAUUAUCAAUAAAGUCUUUUCUUUUUCUUUUUUGUUUUUUAA
Jatropha curcas is the source of this 1138-nucleotide messenger RNA. RefSeq lists its product as uncharacterized. The record is from RefSeq and is a predicted model, not a curated record. Lineage: Eukaryota; Viridiplantae; Streptophyta; Magnoliopsida; Malpighiales; Euphorbiaceae.